Molecule: messenger RNA, 2637 nt
Organism: Cyclopterus lumpus (lumpfish)
Lineage: Eukaryota; Metazoa; Chordata; Actinopteri; Perciformes; Cyclopteridae
Gene: tars1
Product: threonyl-tRNA synthetase 1
Exons: 19
Coding region: 115-2289 (724 amino acids)
Biological process (GO): threonyl-tRNA aminoacylation
Cellular component (GO): cytoplasm
Molecular function (GO): threonine-tRNA ligase activity; ATP binding
Source: RefSeq, a predicted model, not a curated record
AGAAUCUCAACAUCCGGGUCGCGUCAUCAGCCCAUACCCGGCGACCCUGCUCGCUGACGAGAAUUCGCAGAAGUUAACGCUGUCUCUCAAAGUGAAGUAACUUGUUCACUCGUUAUGGCGGACCAGGCUGUCGAGGAGAAAAUGAGCAAAUUGCGGGUGGACGAGAAGAAAAAGGGGGGAACCGAAAGUCCUAAAGAUGGAGGAAAGAAGAAGGCCAAAAGUGCUGCUGGGGAGUCUGGAAGCAGAUCUGAACUGACGCCAGCACCCCAGUACAUAGAUGAGCGUCUUACUCUGUACACUAAGCUGAAAGCGGAGCACGACGCGCUGCAGGCAGAGAAGGCUGCGAAGAACAGCCGAGCCAUCAAGGUGACUCUGCCCGACGGAAAAGUGGUGGACGCCGAUUCCUGGAAGACCACGCCGUACCAGGUGGCCUGUGGAAUCAGUCAAGGCCUCGCCGACGGCACGGUGAUUGCUAAGGUGAACAGCAUUGUGUGGGACCUGGACAGACCACUGGAGGAAGACUGCAGCCUUCAGUUGCUCAAGUUUGAUGAUGAGGAGGCUCAAGCUGUUUACUGGCACUCCAGCGCCCACAUCUUGGGUGAAGCCAUGGAGAGGGUGUACGGAGGCUGCCUCUGCUACGGGCCCCCCAUCGAGAGCGGCUUUUACUACGACAUGUUCCUGGAGAACAGCGAGGGCGUGUCAAGCAAUGACUUUCCGGGUCUGGAGACCUUGUGCAAGAAAAUCAUCAAGGAGAAGCAGCCAUUCGAGAGGCUGGAGAUCAAGAAGGAAACUCUGUUGGAAAUGUUCAAGUACAACAAGUUCAAAUGCCGCAUUCUGAAUGAGAAGGUUACCACUCCCACCACCACUGUUUACAGGUGUGGUCCCUUAAUCGACUUGUGUCGCGGGCCCCAUGUGAGACAUACAGGAAAAAUCAAGGCACUUAAGAUCCACAAGAAUUCGUCUACAUACUGGGAGGGUAAGGCGGACAUGGAAACCCUCCAGAGGAUCUACGGAAUCUCCUUCCCGGACCCCAAGAUGCUGAAAGAGUGGGAGAAGUUUCAGGAGGAGGCCAAGAACCGAGAUCACCGCAAACUGGGCCGGGAUCAGGACCUGUUCUUCUUCCACGACCUGAGUCCAGGGAGCUGCUUCUUCCUGCCUAAUGGGGCCUACAUCUACAACACCCUGAUUGAGUUCAUCAGAAGUGAGUACAGGAAGAGGGGAUUCCAGGAGGUGGUGACACCCAACAUCUACAACAGCAAGCUGUGGCAGACCUCCGGCCACUGGCAGCACUACAGCGAGAACAUGUUCUCCUUCGAGGUCGAGAAGGAGACCUUUGCCCUCAAACCCAUGAACUGCCCAGGACACUGUCUGAUGUUCGAUCACCGGCCGCGCUCCUGGAGAGAGUUGCCUAUUCGCAUGGCCGAUUUCGGCGUCCUUCACAGGAACGAGCUGUCGGGAGCCCUGACGGGCCUCACCCGGGUCCGCCGCUUCCAGCAGGACGACGCUCACAUCUUCUGCACCAUGGACCAGAUCGAGGAGGAGAUCAAGGGCUGCCUGGACUUCCUGCGGGCCGUGUACGAGGUGUUCGGCUUCACUUUCAAACUCAACCUCUCCACCCGGCCGGAGAAGUUUCUAGGGGACCCGGGCAUCUGGGAGCAGGCAGAGAAGCAACUGGAGAGCAGCUUGAAUGACUUCGGGGAGAAGUGGGUCCUCAACCCCGGCGACGGAGCGUUCUACGGGCCGAAGAUCGACAUCGAGAUCAAGGACGCCAUCGGCCGCUACCAUCAGUGUGCCACCAUCCAACUGGACUUCCAACUCCCGAUCCGCUUCAACCUCUCCUUCGUCAGCCAAGAUGGCGACGACAAGAAGAGACCAGUGAUCAUCCACAGAGCCAUCCUGGGAUCAGUGGAGAGGAUGAUCGCCAUCCUGACCGAGAACUACGGAGGCAAAUGGCCGCUGUGGCUCUCUCCUCGCCAGGUGAUGGUCAUUCCCUUGGGGCCGACCUGUGAGGAAUACGCUCGGAAGGUCCAGCAGGAGUUCCACAGCAGCGGCUUCAUGACUGACGUGGACCUGGACCCCGGCUGCACUCUGAACAAGAAGAUCAGGAACGCACAGCUGGCGCAGUACAACUUCAUCCUGGUGGUGGGAGAGAAGGAGAAGACGAGCGAAACCGUGAACGUGCGCACCCGGGAUAACAAAGUGCACGGCGAGCGCACUGUGGAGGAGUGCGUCGAGCGCCUGAAACAACUCAAGAGCUGCAGGAGUCGCAACGCCGAGGAGGACUUCUGAGCCCGUCCUCCUCUCAACGGGACCUCCGGUGUGGGGACUUCUUGGUGAAGGGGGUCAAACUACUUUCACAUCGCGGCCUCGUCUCUCCACCCGGGAAUCGCAUUUUUCACAUUCGAUAAUCUUUCAUAUUUUCCUGGUGACUUCCUGGUUGCCUCUUUACUGCAUCUCUGUUUCUGGUUCUCGAGUCUCGUUGUUUGUGUAAUUCUCCCUCCUGCUGGCGCAGAACUCUUAAACGGCGGAUUCAAACAGUGGUUUUGUUACAGCCGUCUGAACAGUUUGUAUCAUGACAUUCAUUCUUUCUUCAGGGAAUUGUAUGAGAUUUUAAUAAUUAAACCAAUCUAUUCUUAA